Messenger RNA from Paramecium sonneborni, 383 nucleotides. The record is from the annotation of a GenBank genome assembly. NCBI's taxonomy places the organism in Eukaryota, Ciliophora, Oligohymenophorea, Peniculida, Parameciidae.
UAUGCUGUGUAUUUAUUUUUAACAGUUAAUUUUUAAAUUGAUAUAUUAUAAUUUAUUGUAGUUUUUAAUAAAUAAAAUUAAUAUUGGAAUUUCUCGAUUUACAUUUAUUUGUAUAAUUUAUGUAAAAUAUUAAAUUAAAGUUUUGGUUAAUCUUAAAAAGCAAUUUGAAGUUCAAAAUUAAAAAACCUUAUUCCUUUCAACUUAAAAAAGUCUAUAUAUCUUUUAUCAUUUAAAUAUAAUUAAGUCUUUUCAAUCUUUUAAAAAAAAAUAAAAAAAUAACAAUAAGAUCAAGAUCGCCCUUUUUGUCUACUCAUGCAUAAUACGUCUGAUAUUAGUGAAUAUAGCUUCAGAUUAAGUUUUUAAUUAAGAAUAAUUAUGAACUA